Messenger RNA from Spodoptera littoralis (African cotton leafworm), 258 nucleotides. The record is from the annotation of a GenBank genome assembly. NCBI's taxonomy places the organism in Eukaryota, Metazoa, Arthropoda, Insecta, Lepidoptera, Noctuidae.
AUGAAGCCUGAAAACAAAGAAGCAAAACCCGGCGAUGGAAUUCGGUCAAUGCAAUCGUCUACAGCAUUUCGAGUUAUAAAUUUUGAACUAUAUGCAAAACCUAAUAUGGUUAUCAUGGCUUUAGGAGCUACAUGUUUUGGUCUGGCUCUUGGAUAUAUGGCAUACAUGAGAACAAAAUAUGAAUCAAUGGGAUAUUAUGCAGCUGUUGACAAAGAUGGUAAAGAGAUAUUUGAAAAGAAAAAAUCCAAAUGGGAUUAA